AUGUUAGUGGAGAGUCCAAUAACAUCGAAACCUUCCGGUUUGUCGAGAUUAAGCGUUGGCGGGAGUAGCAAUAGUUCAAUACGAAGAAGAAGUUUGGUUUCACAAACUCGUGUUGCGAAUAUCAGAAAUGAGGAACGUAAUGAUGAUGACGCUGAGAGGUCAUCACUGGUGGCUUCAGAGCGAGCGGUGGCUACUUCAACUCCUCAAGCGUCCCCACGUCAGAGUAGAGAUACUAUGUCGUCUUCUCCACAGAAAGAACAUUUUCAGGGAUGCUUAAAACUUUAUGCGGAAAAUAAAAUCAACAAAGAUAAUGCAUGGAAUUUACAACUGAUUGACUUCAUGACGUCUAUGUUACGUAGACAUGAUGCACGUAUGGAUAAUCUUCAGACAGCAUCUACAGUGGUAGAUGCUUCGGCGAGAAUUUACUCAUUCCGUGUAGACGCUGUACAUUAUGAUGUUCUUAAAAUGGCAGGUGGAUUAAGUAAAGCGGCGCAGACAAAAAGGGGUAAAAAGGAUGAUGAGAAUGGCACUCAAGAUGAAAACCCUACAGAUGCAGAAACCGCUGCACCUAAGAAGAAAAAGAAAAGAUCCAAAGGGGCUGUAGCAGCAAACCCUGAAGUGUUCAAUGGAGAUUUUGAUGCUAAUGAUUAUGUUGAUCCAUUCUUUGAACGACUUGCGGCAACACAGGGUGAUGUGACAUCAUCAAACAGAGCUUUCAAUGCAACAUUGCCAAUACAUGAUAAAACAUUAGCCUUAAUAUUAAGGACAGAUGAUAUGUUUUUAGAGCCUAUAAAAGAGAACAUCCCAGAGAAUAUAGACUUGAAUGAGCGAGUAACAAUAGCAAAAAAGUUACUUCCAGCUUUUAGUGAGAAUGAUCAACUUUGUGAGCCCUUCGCUGGUUUCUCCAUCAGCAAUUGGGAUCCAGAGACUGAAGAUACGGACAAUCGUAUUACAAAUUGGGUAGAAGAAAACAGAUUGAAUUUGUCUCAACAAGCUCUUGCAUUUGAUGUUAAUGCUGAAGUUGAGCCUAUUCCACAAGAUGACGCCUUUAAUGACCUGCAAGAUGAUGAGCCUCUCGGGGGCAUCGAGAGUGAGGAGGAGGCUGACGUGGCCGUCGCCGCCUUCGUGGCGCGCAUCGCGCCCGCGCCCCUCGCGCGCCUCGCGGACAUGCGGCCCAGCGCGCCGCACCACUCGCGCCUCGAGUACUCCUACAGCGCCGCCGUCGUGUCCGCCUGGGCCGGGCCCGCGCACUGGCGCCUCAAGAACAACAGAGCAUCAAAAAUGUCCGAAAGAACGCAGUCAACAGCAGGCCGGCUAACCAUCGAAAGCAAGAAGCCUCCACGGACGAAGCGACAGUUGGACUUCUUAGGAGCCGGACUUGCGUUUGACGCCCGUACAACCAAUGUUCCAGACUAUGAACCAACACAACCAACGAAAAUUAUGAUCAGCAGGAAAACUCUAGCCACUGGACAUACUUGGAAUGAAACUAAUUUCAAAACACCUAUUGACAGAGGUCUUGACGAAUCACAUUUUCGUAAACUAUUUCUCCGUCAAAACGUAUUGAUGAUGAGAGAAAAAGAUACAGAGCUGGCUAAGAGUAGCGCGGAGCCAGUUACUGUUGAGGAGACAAAGGAGUAUGAUUACAACAAUGAGAACGAUGCCUCCUAUUGCCCUAAUAAUGUCCCGGACGGUGAUGAAUGGGGCAAUGAAGACGCCACUGCUGCUGGAGAAUUGCAUGACCAAGUUAAAGCAACAGAAACAGGGGAAAUCGGGGAUAUGAUAGAACCACCGACUAAGGUUGCGAAGAUUUUUAUACCGUACGCAAUGCGUGCAAAAAAGGUCGACAUGAAACAACUCAAGCACUGCACGUGGAAAAUGUUGACAGAAAAAACUCCAGAAGGCGAUAAAGAAGAUGUCUCAGAAACUACAUUCUUUUCAAUUUAUGCAAGACUACCACAAAAGUUAUCAACAGGCAUGAGGGAAUCGUUAAGUGUGCCACUAGCUUUACUAUCGGUUCUACAUUUGGCUAACGAAAAAGGCCUUAUAUUAGAAAAGAAAGAUGAUUUAAAAGAUAUCGGCAUAUUAGGCCUUAUUAAAAACUAAUGUCUAACGUAUGUUUUUAACUCGUAUAUACGAGAAAACAAAUAAUUUUAUAAUAAAAGCAUCGACUUUUUAUAUAAGCAUUUGUCUCGGACUUUGUUAUGCAGUUGCCAUAUUAACUUUUUUUUUGUAUUCAGAACCAGUUGGACGUACAUUUUGUAAAUAUAAUUUCGGUACUUUUGUUUAUUUCUACAUGUAACUAUGAAGUUAAUUCCGUCGUAAUAUUGUACAGACCUUUUUAUUUGUUGUGUAUCGUUUAUUAUCCAUAUUGAAUAAUAUAAAGAAAAAUAAAGAAUGAUAAUUAUGA
Messenger RNA from Melitaea cinxia (Glanville fritillary), 2407 nucleotides. It is a transcript of the gene barr, whose product is annotated as condensin complex subunit 2. NCBI's taxonomy places the organism in Eukaryota, Metazoa, Arthropoda, Insecta, Lepidoptera, Nymphalidae. The record is from RefSeq and is a predicted model, not a curated record. Gene Ontology annotation, biological process: mitotic chromosome condensation. The coding region runs from base 1 to 2103 and encodes 700 amino acids. Gene Ontology annotation, cellular component: condensin complex. The transcript has 12 exons. Gene Ontology annotation, molecular function: chromatin binding.